Penicillium chermesinum is the source of this 1731-nucleotide messenger RNA. RefSeq names its product putative MFS transporter. Gene Ontology annotation, biological process: transmembrane transport. NCBI's taxonomy places the organism in Eukaryota, Fungi, Ascomycota, Eurotiomycetes, Eurotiales, Aspergillaceae. Gene Ontology annotation, molecular function: transmembrane transporter activity. The record is from RefSeq and is a predicted model, not a curated record. The coding region runs from base 1 to 1731 and encodes 576 amino acids. The transcript has 4 exons. Gene Ontology annotation, cellular component: fungal-type vacuole membrane.
AUGUCGUUGGUCCAGCACGUCUCCGCCCUUGAAGGUGUCGACCGGGAGCCGCCGCAAGAUGAUGCUGGCGAGGUCCAUUCCAUUCGCCGUAAGAUCAGUUACGAUGUGAUCCAGCCGAGCCAAGCUGCCGCUGUCGCCGAGCAGCCCCCGGGCAUCCCAGCAUACAAGCAAUCUACAGCGAAACGAUUAGUACAGGUCUUCAUCACUGUCCUCGCCUGCUGGCUGGCCUCCGGGAUUGUGUUUGGAUUUGCAGCUCUGAAGCCGGUUCUGGUUGCGGAAGGGGUCUAUCACGACCUCUGUACCGAGGAUGAGCUGCAGAAAGGUGUCGAGCUGUGUUCGCAGCAAGAUCUGAGACUCAACUUCUUCUUCACUGUCGCCUCAAUCACCGCCAACAUGUCGGCCUUGCCAGUCGGAACGAUUCUCGAUCGCUAUGGCUCCCGCAUCUGCGGUAUUAUCGGCUGUUUUCUGCUUGCGAUUGGAAGCACACUAAUGGCACUUACCUUCCGCAACCCGGGAUUGCACAUGCUGAUACCUGGGAACUUCCUUGUCGCGCUGAGCGGGACCUUCAUUUUCGUGCCGUCGUUCCAGAUUGCGAAUGCAUUUCCCCGAUACUCCGGGACUAUUGUCGCACUUAUCACGGGGUCCUUCGAUGCGUCUGCUGGCGUGUACCUAUUCUAUCGGGCAGCCUACGAAGCCUCCGAUCGGUCAUUUACCCCCGACAAAUUCUUUUUCGGAUAUCUGGCUGUUCCAGGUGUGAUAUUCCUAGCGUUAAUCACCAUCAUGCCGAGUCGCGACUAUACCUCGACGCUGGAGCUUGAGUCGAAGAUGGAGUUAGCCGAGGAUGCGACGCAAGACGUACAUGAUUCAGAUGACGAAAUCGAGAGCGACCGCGAGCUAAUGCGGGUGCGGAAAGAUCGAGCCCAGCGCCGCAAGAACAAAAUGCGAAAGCUUCGUCGGGUACUUGGUAGCAAAGACGAGAUUCAGCAACGCGCAGAGCGGGAAGAGGAUCGCCAGCAUACGAGUCGCGUCUGGGGUGCGCUCCAUGGUCUCCCAGCCCACAAGCAAAUGGCAACGCCAUGGUUCAUUCUGAUUACCAUCAUGACCGUUCUCCAGAUGCUGCGUAUGAACUACUUCAUCGCAACUGUUCGGUCCCAAUACGAGUAUAUGCUGAGCUCGGUGGAUCUGGCUGCACGAAUCAACGAGUUCUUCGAUGUGGCGCUGCCGGUCGGUGGUGUUUUAUUUACACCCUUCAUCGGUAUGCUCCUUGAUCGUCUCAGCGUGGCUGUUAUGCUCGGGAUCAUCGUUGCUUUCACAACGGUUAUUGGUAUCCUCAAUUCGAUUCCGACGUUGUGGGCCGGGUACUCGACCGUUACGCUCUUUGUUCUGCUGCGACCGUUAUAUUAUUCCGCCAUGUCGGAUUACGCAACCAAGGUUUUUGGCUUUGCUACCUUCGGGCGCGUGUACGGUACAAUCAUCUGCCUCUCUGGGCUAGUGAAUUUCUCUCAGUAUGGGCUAGAUGCCCUUACCCAUCGAACGUUUCACGAAAAUCCGAUCCCCAUAAACGCUACACUGGCCACAGCGGGCUUUUUGGUGGGCGUGGUACUAGUCAGCUUUGUGGCAAUCAAAGGCCGGCAGAUGGCCGCUCAAGCUAGACACGACGAAGAACAAGAUCGACUUCUGGAGGAGGAUGAAAGCAGCCUCGGUUAUGGUUCCAUAAACAGCCACGUGUAA